AUGGCAACCUUACAAUCCCAACCCCCAACCUCUGACGCGUACCUUGUGAGCUACCCAGCUCAACAUGUUGUCCUCCUCACAAUAAACCGCCCAAAAGUCAUGAACUGCAUUCACGCGCAGGGCCACUGGGAGAUGGACGCGUUCUUCCAAUGGUUCGACCAUGAGCCCAGCCUUCGCGUCGCAAUUAUUACCGGCGCGGGCCCGAAGGCCUUCUGCGCUGGUCAGGAUCUCAUCGAGCAGGGCCAGUUCAAGGUCAACCGACCACCAGCGUCAUCCAUGAAGCACCCUAGGACAGGGUUUGCGGGCCUGAGCAGGAGAAUUGGGAAGAAGCCGGUUAUUGCUGCUGUUAAUGGGUUCGCACUGGGAGGAGGGUUCGAGAUCACGCUUAACUGUGAUCUUGUUGUAGCUUCCCCAACUGCGUCGUUUGGACUACCAGAGGCGUCAGUCGGUCUGUACGCCGCUGCUGGUGGACUGCCCCGUGUCGUCCGCAACUGUGGCCUUCAAAUCGCUUCGGAGAUUGCGAUGACAGGUCGCCGGCUUACGGCUGAAGAAGCUCUGAAAUACAGUCUUAUCAACAGGGUAGCAAAAUCCCCUAGCACUCUCAUGACAGAAAGCCUGGAGCUCGCCGCGAAGAUCUCGAAUCUCUCGCCCGACGCCAUCAUCGUGACGAGAAGCGGACUGCGUGAGGCAUGGGAGACAGGCAGUGUUGAGAGAGCCACACAGAUUACGUCGGAUAGAUAUGAUUACCAGCUGGGCACUGCCCCGAAUAUGAAAAUCGGGCUGGUUGCGUUCGCGCAGAAGAAGAAGCCUGAGUGGGUGCCGAGCAAGCUGUAA
This is a messenger RNA of Pseudogymnoascus destructans, 834 nucleotides long. RefSeq lists its product as uncharacterized. The record is from RefSeq and is a predicted model, not a curated record. Gene Ontology annotation, molecular function: enoyl-CoA hydratase activity. Gene Ontology annotation, cellular component: mitochondrion. The transcript has 2 exons. Gene Ontology annotation, biological process: fatty acid beta-oxidation. The coding region runs from base 1 to 834 and encodes 277 amino acids. NCBI's taxonomy places the organism in Eukaryota, Fungi, Ascomycota, Leotiomycetes, Thelebolales, Thelebolaceae.